Molecule: messenger RNA, 669 nt
Organism: Diaporthe citri
Lineage: Eukaryota; Fungi; Ascomycota; Sordariomycetes; Diaporthales; Diaporthaceae
Exons: 2
Coding region: 1-669 (222 amino acids)
Biological process (GO): protein transport to vacuole involved in ubiquitin-dependent protein catabolic process via the multivesicular body sorting pathway
Cellular component (GO): ESCRT II complex
Molecular function (GO): protein homodimerization activity; structural molecule activity
Source: RefSeq, a predicted model, not a curated record
AUGGCGUCCUCGACCUCGACAGUAGCAGCACCAGCAUCAGCCCCAGCAGGCUUCGAGUUCCCGCGCGAGUACUACUUCCCGCCCUUCUUCACCCGGCAGACCAACCUCAACACCCACCACGCCCAGCUGGUCAAGUGGUCCUCCCUCGUCCUCUCGUACUGCCAGCACCACCGCAUCUUCAAGCUCCCCUUGAGCCCGAUCUCUACCUCGACCACCGCCGCCUCCUCCUCCCUGUCGAACGCCACGCCCACCUCCGGCAGCAACCCGAACGCCGCCGAGGACAUAUUCUUCAACAGGAGGCUCAACAGGCGGCUGGCGCUCGCGGACGUCAGGGAGGUGAUCGACUUCAUGAGGAAGGACGGGCGGGCCGAGUACGUCGGCGGCGAGGGGGGCGCCGCUGGGGCCGCGGGCGCGGGCGGUGAUGUCGUGUGGGUGUACUGGCGGACGCCCGAGGAGUGGGCGGCGCUGGUCGAGGGCUGGGUCGACGAGACGGCGCAGAAGGGGACGGUGCUGACGCUGUAUGAGCUCACCGAGGGCGAGGGGACGAGGGGCACCGAGUUCCAUGGCCUGGAUCAGGACUUGCUUCAAAAAGCCCUCAACGUACUGGUCAAGAGGGGAAAGGCACAGAUAUUCGGGCAAGAGGAUUCACAAGGUGUCAAGUUCUUCUGA